AUGUUAAUUGAGAUUCACUGUGUUGAGCUGUCGGGUCUGAUCGUUAACGCUGAUCGGUACUCGACCUCCUUCCAGGAGGCCCGGAACCCCACGAGCUUCUACCAGGAUAGCUCCAAGCGCGCCAUCGUCUUCGACUCGUGGCUCACCAGUAUGACCAUCGCCUUUACCAUCGUGGGCCGCGCCCCCAUUAGCACCGCCCAGAAGCUCGUCCAGGCACGUGCGUACGCCCACGGUCUCACACUAGCCGUUCUUAAUAUCUCGGCCGCCUUCGAGGUAAAUGUCGCCAAGAAGGGCAGCAGCCGCUUCCAGACAGUUAAGGUCCUAGGCCCUAGUGAUCCCGAGCACAAGAGGCUAAUCGAGAAGAAGGUACGCAGAGAGGAGUAA
Molecule: messenger RNA, 384 nt
Organism: Clonostachys rhizophaga
Lineage: Eukaryota; Fungi; Ascomycota; Sordariomycetes; Hypocreales; Bionectriaceae
Source: the annotation of a GenBank genome assembly